Messenger RNA from Auanema sp. JU1783, 354 nucleotides. The record is from the annotation of a GenBank genome assembly. NCBI's taxonomy places the organism in Eukaryota, Metazoa, Nematoda, Chromadorea, Rhabditida, Rhabditidae.
AUGUCUUUGAACGAGAAGUUUGAUGCUGCUGUCGAAAUUAUCCAGAAGUUGCCAAAAGAAGGACCCGUUAGCACCAGCAACGACCAAAAGUUAAAGUUUUACUCGCUUUUCAAGCAAGCCACUAUUGGAGAAGUUAAUACUGAACGUCCAGGCAUUUUCAGCAUCGUUGAAAGAAAGAAGUGGGACUCCUGGAAUGGAUUGAAGGGCACAUCACAAGAUGAUGCCAAACUAGAGUAUAUCAAAGUGUUGAAUGAAAUGUUCGAGAAGAUUGCCGAGGAGCUCGACAUCAAUGACUGGUUGGAGAACAAGUGUGAUCCUAUCAUCAAAACAAACUUGGCUAUAAUUGGAAAGUAA